GUCGAAGCUGGCGGGAAUUUAUUUAUUUGUUAUUGGGUUGAGACUUUAAUUCGUGCUUUGAAGAAACCUGCACUGUGACAGUGUAAAGUAGUGAAGUAUCAUAAAUAUUUGAUAAGGUUCAUAUAUACAAGUUGAAAAAUGCAUGCCUUUUUGAAAGGAGGGUCAGCUGUGCCAGCCAAAUCCAAAGACAAAUCUUCACUCCCAGGAACCAGUGACAAGCCGUCAAAACCGAAAAAACUCGUCCCAUGGGUAGAAAAAUAUCGACCGAGGACCAUUGAAGAUGUGGCCUACCAAGACGAGGUUGUUUCUGUUCUUAAGAAAUCAUUACAAGGUGCAGAUCUACCCAUGCUUCUGUUUUAUGGACCACCGGGAACAGGAAAAACCUCCACAAUCCUAGCUGCUGCGAGGGAACUGUUUGGAAACGACAUGUUUAAAGAUCGUGUUCUUGAACUGAAUGCCUCCGACGAGAGAGGCAUUGCUGUUGUUCGUGAGAAGGUGAAGCGUUUCGCCCAAUUAACAGCCAGCGGAACGCGCCCUGAUGGUAGACCUUGUCCUCCGUUUAAGAUCAUCAUUCUGGACGAGGCCGACUCCAUGACCGGUGCCGCUCAGGCCGCUCUGCGGAGAACUAUGGAAAAAGAGUCGAAAACAACGCGGUUCUGCUUGAUCUGUAACUAUGUGAGUCGGAUCAUCGAGCCCCUCACGUCGCGGUGCGCCAAGUUCCGCUUCAAACCGCUGUCCGAGGACAUCCUCAUGAAGAGGCUCAAAUUCAUCUGUGACAAAGAGAACGUCAAAUACGAUGAAACGGCAAUAACAGCAUUAAUUAACGUUUCCGAGGGCGAUCUUCGUAAAGCCAUCACUUACCUACAGAGUUCAUUCCGACUGAAAGGAGAGGAAAACAUCACUGAAAACGAUAUUUCAGAAAUAGCUGGGGUCUGUCCAGAGAAAGUCAUUCACAGGGUGUUGAAAGUUUGCCAGUCAGAUUCUUACGAUAAAUUAGACAAAACAGUUAAAAUGUUGAUCAAUGACGGCUACUCGGGGUCUCAGCUUCUUCUACAGCUCCAUGACGAACUCAUCUCCUCGGUCGAUCUAUCGGACAACCAGAAAUCGGUGGUAUUCGAGAAGAUGGCGGUGGUGGACAAGUGUUUGAUGGACGGGGCCGAUGAGUAUCUCCAGAUUAUGGCUCUACUCAGUUCUAUAAUGGACCAAAUGUGUCACGGAAAGUGAAACCAGCUCAUAAUGGACACUGUGCGAGUCGUCUCGGCUCCAGGAUGCACGCUGAGAGAAUGAAAUGGAAGCAUCUUAGUGCUAUGAAAUCGUAAAACUGUUGUAGGCUAUCAGGGCGAAAUGUUACCUGGACAUUGGGGACUACGCAGUGUUGUUAGUUUUAAAUCACUGGCAGGAUUCUGCAAGUAAGGUUUUGAUUGGUGGACAUGAGCUCCAACUGGCUGGUGUUAGAUCCACAUGUAAUAGUGGAGCUAAUUUGAAUUAGAUUGGGCCAUAGCUAACAGGGGAGCAUUUUAAAAAAAAUACUGGUUGUUGAUAUUGACGUUUUAUGUAUAUAAUCUCCCUGAAAUGGCUGCAAAAUGUAUUUCAGAGUCUCUAGAUUAAAAAAUGUCCUUACGGGAGCAUGCCCCCAGACCCCCUAGUGUCUUGUGCCUUCCAUACUCAUUCAUUCCAUGAAUUAAUCCACCCGCCUCCCAGCAAUGACAUUACUACAGCACAUGGCUUACGAUGGUCUUACGAUUUCAUAGUGCGAAGAUGGCUUCGAAUAUCGAAGUUGAGUGUAUGAAUAGUUGGGUCAAGUUUAAACAGACACACACGACAUUUCAAACUUGGAGGUAAUGGAAGCUAUUGUUACCCUGGAUAUUAGAAACAUUGAUGUAAUGGCAGUUAAAAAUGGAAGUUUGAUGUAAAUAAAAGCUCAGAAGUUUUGUUGCACUGGAUGUUUUGGUGUAAAUGAAAACAUUUGGUCACCAAAGAAAUUUUUAUCAACAGAAGUUUGACAUAAAUAAAAGUUGAAACUUUGA
Molecule: messenger RNA, 2027 nt
Organism: Gigantopelta aegis
Lineage: Eukaryota; Metazoa; Mollusca; Gastropoda; Neomphalida; Peltospiridae
Product: replication factor C subunit 4-like
Exons: 11
Coding region: 139-1224 (361 amino acids)
Biological process (GO): DNA-templated DNA replication; DNA repair
Cellular component (GO): DNA replication factor C complex; nucleus
Molecular function (GO): ATP hydrolysis activity; DNA clamp loader activity; DNA binding
Source: RefSeq, a predicted model, not a curated record